This is a messenger RNA of Paramecium sonneborni, 303 nucleotides long. The record is from the annotation of a GenBank genome assembly. Lineage: Eukaryota; Ciliophora; Oligohymenophorea; Peniculida; Parameciidae.
AUGGUUUUAGUGAUAAGACACUCUAAUAACUUUGUUUUAAUCUUAAUAUCUCUGCUGUUGCAUAAACUGCGAUCUAACCUAUAGAUUUAAUCCAUAAUUCAAUCAGAAUCAUAAAAGAAUUUAUAUGAUGACUUUUGUUAAAAAUUUCAAAAAUUUACAGUUAGCAAUAAAAUCUAAUAUUUAAUUAAACAAAGAUUAAAAUUCAAAGUUUAUACAGGACCAUGGAAUGAAGCUAUAGCUUAAAGAGUUUUGAAUGGCAAUUAAACUUAUGCUAUUGUAUUUAUAUUUCAACAGAACUAUUGA